CUUGCUUUUGACAGCCCGAGUGGAAUAGAAUCAGUGCCGAAAAUGUAUAGAUUUUCAAAUCAUUUAACCAAUCCUAAUUUAGUUUUGGUUAGAAAACAAAUAGGGGACGGAUCAUGUGCGGCACUGAUAGUUAUGAGAGCCCCAAGGCGGCGAUAUGCACAGCUAGAUCAAGACAGACCCAACAAAGAAAAACCAAAAUCUCGUAAACUCUUUUGGGGGACCGUUGGUGCUACUGUUUUAACUGGAGCAGCUGUUGUCUAUGCCAAAUCCAGUCCUGAUGCGCGCAACUGGUUGGAAUCAAAUGCCCCAUGGGCAAACGACUUAGUAGCCCUCGUUUACCAGGAGAACACAACAUACUGGAAGUCCACUGUUAACCAGUUCAAUAAAGCUACAACAUCAAUUAGCAACUUUUUGUUUGGAAAGGAAGGUGUUUCGCCACUCGAUUUCAAACAAAGAUCAGAACAGGAUAUAGAAAAAGAUGCGGCCAAGGAUUUCGCAAAGAAGACAUAUGAAUUACCGCCACCGACAUUCCAACCUUUGUAUGUGGAAGAGAAGAAAAUUGACACUCCUGAAGUUGAAACACCAGCUACCCUCGUGCAAACUGAGAAAUGUGAUCCUCAAAACCCUGUGCCGAUAAAGAUAACGAAAGACAUGGUGGAACUCGAACAGGAUAUGCACGAGAACACCAAAAUAGCGGUCGACAACUACAAGAAGGCCACACAAUCAUGUGCUACUUAUAACAAGGCACUGUUCAAGAUUGUUGAGUCGCCACUGGACGACUUGGAUAGAAAGCAUUUCUCGGCGCUACAGAGCGCGCAAAACGAACGCAACAACACCGUUAAAAUAGCUCAAGAAGCUGCCAGCAAAGCCAAAUUGGCUAUCGACACCCUGGACCGUAUGAUAAAAGCAGGCGUCCAAGCCCCGCCGGAGAGCGUCGCAGCAACCAACCGAUACAUUAAACAAUUCAGAGCAGAUUUGAAUGAAGUGGAGUCUGCCUACAAGGAAUGUUACAACAAAGCCGUACUCAGUGACAAGUACUGGAAUAAGGUAGAAGCAGCCCGCAUGGCCUACAAGGAGGAACUGCAGAUGUUGUUCCCCGGACUGGACCUCAGCGCCAGGCAGCUCGACAUACGCGGGGACACCGACCUGCUACUCAUGUACACACUCAAACAGAUUCAAUAUCUACAAAAUGAAAUUGCUGAGUUGCAAACGUUGAGGGAGUUGAAAAUCAACAGAGCAAUUGAGUGUCACGAUGAAAAGGCAAUAAUUGAAGCGAAAGUUGAAGAUAUGAUUAAGAGAGAAAGAUUAGAAAAAGAGAAGGAAUAUCAGAAAAAGAGUUUGGAAAUCCAAGCUGAAGCGAAUAAGGCGCUUAAAGAACAGCUGAAGAAACAAUUUGAGAUUCAACAGGAAGUUCUACAAGAUAGACUUGCUAAGAAAGAAAAAGAGGUAUUGGGUAAAUUCAGUCGCUCAGUGUCUGAGCAAGUGGAAAAGGAACGAGUCACGUUCAAGAAGGAGCUCGCCGCUAUGGCUGGGAAACUGAAGGCCAUUGAACAGACACUUAAAUUGCGCUCGAAGGCGGAGGCGGAGGCGCGGCGCUCGCAGUCGCUGUGGGCGGCGGCCGAGGCGCUGCACGCCGCCACGCGCCGCCCGCACGCGCGCGCGCCGCUGCGCACCGAGAUACGCGCGCUCGAGGCCGCCGGCAAAGAUGACAAAUUAGUUCAGACUGUAUUGAAAGGCAUCCCUGAGGAAGUACGAGAAAAUGGAAUCAUGACUGAAAAAGCAUUACGAGAAAAUUUUGAUAAGCUGGAAAAGACAGCAGUUAAAGUAGCCCUAAUCGGCCGUGAUGGAGCGUCCCUCCCAGUCUACUUUCUGUCUUGGCUGCAAUCUAAAUUACUCUUCCAGAAGUUUGCUGAAAUUCCCAAGGAUGAACUAGAAAACCAGCCCACUGACUUCUCAAAAUUGGACACCUUCGACAUCAUCCAACGAGCGAGGUACCACAUGGACCACGGGAACUUGGCGAACGCUCUCCGCUACGUGAACCUCCUGCAGGGCGCCCCCCGGGCCGCCGCCAAGACUUGGACGGAGGCAGCGAGACGCCAUCUUGAAAUACGACAAGCCGCGGAAGCUGUAAUGGCGCACGCGUCUGUAUCCGGCUUACUCUACCUAUAGAUCGUAUUGUCUGUGGUAUACGGGGUAUAUGAUGAUUAUUUCAUUUGAAGAUGGAAAGUAAAAUAUUAAGGAAAAAAAAUUGGUAAAAUUUAAAAUGUAGUUUAAUUGCUACUGUGACAUUAAUGUAACAGUUUGAUAACUGAUUUAUAUAUUGUAUUUUUUUCAUUUUAUUAUUUGAAGUAUUUUUAAUAAUAUAUUAAAGAUAUUCUGUCAAAUACCCAGUUCUCUCUUUGACUUAACUGUGAGAGAAUUCAUUAAUAAUAUCAUUCGAAACUUAAUUUAGACUUCUUUGUAAUGAAAUGGGGUUCAUAAUGCUAUAACAUCAUUGUUAACAUAAGUAUGAAGAAAAUAAUAUUGAACCUUAUGUGAAAGGAAAUAGAGGCCAAAUCCCAAUGGUUUAAAAGAGUAAAAUAUAAAAUGUUUUCUUUAUACGUACUUUCCUGUUUCAACGAUAAAAAUCGAACUUUAUUUGAAAGAGAAUAAAGCGUAAUUUACUUAAACAUAGCUCUUUUAUUUAUUUAACGUUAGUGUUAUUCUUUUUAAUUAGUUUUAUUAUCAGCUAGUACCGUUAACGUUGUUUGAAUAUGUACCUUAAAGCCAUACGUCUUAGGUUCGAUAUAACAAAUCAAUUGUUUCUGCCACAUACAUGCAUUUAUCGAAAAGAAAAUUUCAUCAUCACCGUGUUCAAAAAAAAUAAAUAAUUAAAUAAUGAAUAUUAAAUGCACUGUGGUUGUUUAGUGAGCUUUGUAAAUAUGAAAAAUUGUAUUUAAUUUUAAAUUAGAGAAUGAUUUAUUUCA
Molecule: messenger RNA, 2966 nt
Organism: Vanessa atalanta (red admiral)
Lineage: Eukaryota; Metazoa; Arthropoda; Insecta; Lepidoptera; Nymphalidae
Product: MICOS complex subunit Mic60-like
Exons: 18
Coding region: 43-2169 (708 amino acids)
Biological process (GO): cristae formation
Cellular component (GO): MICOS complex
Source: RefSeq, a predicted model, not a curated record